AUGGCAGCCUCCGGAGACCUCAUCAACUUUGACAUCAUCGAGGCCCAAAAGGAGAACAUCCAGGCCCUCCCCAGUGGCCGCUCCGCAAAGAAGCUGGCCGAGGCCUUCUCCCCGUCACCACUCCACAAGCUGUCAACACCAACACCAACAGGCAGCAAGAACGUCACAGAUUGCAUUCGCGCCGAGUACGAAGCCGAGAUCGCCAACAUCUCCGAAUCAGACGACCCGCUCGACGUCUACGACCGCUUCGUUCGAUGGACCUUUGACGCCUACCCCUCUGCCCAGGCGACGCCCCAAUCCCAGCUACACACUCUCCUCGAACGCGCCACCAAGGCCUUCAUCACAUCGGCCCAGUACAAGAAUGACCCGCGCUACCUGAAGCUGUGGAUCCUCUUCAUCCAGUUCUUCGCCGACGCGCCACGCGAGACCUUCCUCUUCAUCUCCCGCCACAACAUUGGCGAGAGCCUCGCCCUGUUCUACGAAGAGUAUGCCGCCUGGCUCGAGAGCGCGGGCCGCUGGGCGCAGGCCGAGGAGGUGUACAAGCUGGGCAUCGAGCGCGGCGCCAGGCCCGAGCAGCGCCUGAUGCGCAAGUUCAACGAGUUUGAGCAGAGGCGAGCCGCCCAGGGCCCAGAGGCAACGGCCGCGCCCUCAUCACCGGCCCUGCCCGCCAUGCGACCGGCCCUCGCUGCCAAGGUCGACCCGUACGCCGCCGCCGCCGCCGCCGCUGCUGCUGCCGAGAACCCUCAAGCGCCACGACCCGGCCAAGGCGUUGGCGGCCCGACGGCCAAGCCUGGCAAGGCCAAGAUGGCCAUCUUCUCAGACGCCUCUGCCGAACCGUCGGCGCUGUCGGCGCGCCCGGCCAGCUCCGAGGGCUGGGACACGAUUGAUUCGCUGGCGAACCGGAAGAAGGAGAACGUCACGCAGGCGAAGCCGUGGGUGGGCGAGACGAUGAAGGCCGGCGGCAAGAAGAGCAGCGCGCCCAAGAUGCAGAUCUUCAAGGAUACGUCCAAGCCAAAAGUAGCAGAAACACAUACCCUUGUGCCCUCGACCGAGCAGGUUGUGGUGAAUCCCGUGAGCGGUAAACGUGAGCGCGUCUUUGUUGACCUCGAGGCCGUCUACCCGGCGCCCGAGCUGCCCGGAUCCGAGUUGAGCUUCGAAGAGGUCUGGGCGAUGAACAGAGGCUGGCUCGACCAUUCCUGGGAGGAGCAUGUCAUGAUGGACCCGCUGCCCGAAGAUGAAGUUGAGAACCUCGGACACAUGGUGAAGGAGAAGCUGACCGUGUAUACGGAAACGGUGACCUUGGACGAGAACGGAAACAUCCAGAAGAAGGGCAAGAGCAAGAAGACGAGGACGAUGGAGUUCAACGAAACCCAAAUCAGUAGGUGUGACCCUUGGAACAAACCACUGCAGGCCACUAACACAAGAGCUUCAGUCAAGGCGAACUUGGACUCGCCGUCAAAGCCGACCAAACUCAAGAAGAGGAAUGCGACCGCCGAGCCCACAAUGACCCUGCACACCAAGGCAGCAACAGAUGACAUUUAUGAAAUCUUCAACCAGCCUCUGAAGCCCACCCAGCCCCUGGAAGACGAAGAAGAGGAGGAGGACGAAAGUGACGAAGACGACUAUGAGACGGAUGGAGAUGGAGACUACACAAGCGGAGCAGAGAGCACCAUGACGACGACGCGACAAGUCGACACGAGUGAAGCCGGCGAGGAUGACGAUGAUGAGCCAUCCGAUGUGAAGAGCGUCAGCGAAUGGUCCGACUUUUCAACCCGGAGACAUGUGCCAGGCAUUAACGAGGGCAACGAAGUUGACGAGUCAAAUGACACGCAGGUGUCCAACCUAAUUGAUAUCAACGAGGACGAGAACUCGUUGCCUUCAUCGCGGGACCCGACGGGUUCCCGAGAGGAGGAUGAGCAGGAGCCCAGUGAUUUGUACGAGGAGGACGACGAUGUGGACGACGAUUUGCAGACUCCCAUUGACGAGGACUACCCGCCCAGGACGCAGACCGUCUUCGUCCCGAUCCCGCCAGAGGAUUAUGAGCCCAGAACGCGGCCUUAUCGGGACCCGGUCGAAGCGGCUAACAACCGCCUCCCCUUCAUGACCCCCAUCACAGAGAGGACGGAAUCCUCGCUUGGUGUCCUGACAGCUCGUAGGCCGCAAAUGUCGCCCACCAAGAAGGAUGACAACGACGAGUCGGAUGAUGAUGAUGGGGCCCGCGCGGACCAGCUGUUCAGCAGCCCCUUGCGGGAGAUUUACAACGAUGCGCAGCCCGCGAGGGUGCCUCAGCCAAUCCUGGAGAAGCCCAAGCCCAAGCCUCUCGGUGUGAAGACGAUACCUCCCAAAGGACCCGUCAUCACAGACCCUCAAUGCAACCCGGUGGAUGACGUGGUGCGGAAUGAGAUUCUAGCCAAGAUGCACCCGCCACUGAGCUCUUAUGCCGGAUUCUUCGAUCAUCAGGCAGAGAAGCACGGAAAGGGGUCCGAGAUUCGCAAAGUAGCAAAGCUCAUGGCCAAGGCCAGGAGCAGUGGCGAGAGGACGAGCAACGCCUUUUCAGUCGUCGAAGUGGAGUUCCCUGACACGCCCACCACAUACACCAUUCGCAAGGAACUCGGUGCCGGCGCGUUUGCUCCCGUCUACCUCGUCGAAAACUCAACGGCCGAUCAGGAGGACGAGGAUCAAGAGAACAAUGGCGUCGCGGUCAUGGGCAGAGGAGCGUUCGCCGUUCGGCAGCGCAGCACCCUCGAGGCGCUCAAGAUGGAGCAGCCACCCAGUGCAUGGGAGUUCCACAUGAUCCGCCUCGCACAUUCUCGCGUCGGCCCCCAGCACCGUGCGGCCGCCUCCCUAACGUACGCCCACGAGAUGCACCUCUACCAAGACGAGGGCUUCCUCUUGCUGCCGCUGCACCCGCACGGCUCGCUGCUCGACGUUGUCAACCUGUUCCGCGCCGAGCCCUCAGCUGUCAUGGAUGAGCAGCUCGGCAUGUUUUUCACCAUCGAGCUGAUGCGCACCAUCGAGGCGUUGCACGCGCGGGGGGUGCUGCACGGCGACCUGAAGCCGGACAACUGCCUGCUGCGCCUCGACAACGGCGAUGCCGCCAACGCUGCGCCCCUGGCGACGCAAUACCGCGCCGACGGCACAGGCGGGUGGGCGGCGAGGGGCGUGGUGCUCAUCGAUUUCGGCCGGGGCAUCGACAUGCGCAACUUUGGGCCCGACACGCAGUUUGUCGCCGACUGGAAGACAGGGGCACACGACUGCGCCGAGAUGCGCGAGGGGCGGCCUUGGACUUGGCAGAUUGACUACCACGGUCUGGCCGGCGUCAUCUACUGCCUCCUGUUCGGGCGAUACAUUGAAACGGUACGGUGCGAUCAGGGCGGCAUCGGCGCCGGAGGGCGGCGGUAUCGUAUCAAGGAGAGUCUGAAGCGGUACUGGCAGACGGAGAUUUGGGGCGAAUGCUUUGACCUGCUGCUCAACCCUGGGUCGUUCGUCGACGUGGAGGAGGGACAAAAGAUGCCCAUCCUCCGGGGGUUGAAGCAGGUCAGGGAGAGGAUGGAGGCGUGGCUCGAGGAGAACUGCGAGAGGGGCGUCGGGCUCAAGAGCCUCGUUGGCAAGGUUGAGGCUCACGCGCGCGCCAGGCGAUGA
Verticillium dahliae VdLs.17 is the source of this 3642-nucleotide messenger RNA. RefSeq names its product checkpoint serine/threonine-protein kinase BUB1. The record is from RefSeq and is a predicted model, not a curated record. Lineage: Eukaryota; Fungi; Ascomycota; Sordariomycetes; Glomerellales; Plectosphaerellaceae. The transcript is spliced from 2 exons. Bases 1 to 3642 code for a protein of 1213 amino acids. Gene Ontology annotation, biological process: protein phosphorylation; meiotic sister chromatid cohesion, centromeric; mitotic spindle assembly checkpoint signaling. Gene Ontology annotation, molecular function: protein kinase activity; ATP binding.